Messenger RNA from Gaeumannomyces tritici R3-111a-1, 745 nucleotides. RefSeq lists its product as hypothetical. Gene Ontology annotation, biological process: gamma-tubulin complex localization; microtubule nucleation by interphase microtubule organizing center; mitotic spindle assembly. The record is from RefSeq and is a predicted model, not a curated record. Bases 312 to 554 code for a protein of 80 amino acids. The transcript is spliced from 3 exons. NCBI's taxonomy places the organism in Eukaryota, Fungi, Ascomycota, Sordariomycetes, Magnaporthales, Magnaporthaceae. Gene Ontology annotation, cellular component: interphase microtubule organizing center; spindle; gamma-tubulin ring complex.
UAGACAAACCAGCCGGUUAGUUUAUAGCCAUCCAAGCUUUUGAACCAAACCCAACAGUGCGGUUCAAACAGCGCUGACCUCUGUCGUCCAACUCCUGCUCAAACAGCUAGCGUUUACAUCAAGCGCAUGGUGAUUCGCGACAGGCCCACCCCCGCAGCGGCAGGCACGCGUUAAUUGCCUGGUCCAGCGCGUUCGCUCCCUGCGGCUUCAAUUGCGACCAGCCCGACAUCAUACAUACACCCCCCAGCAGAACCAAAAAUCCAUCUGCAAUUCAAACAACCACUCUCAGCAGACAACGCACUUCACAGACAAUGCCCAGCGAGGACAGGAGGGAGAAGCAGGCGGCGGCGCAGUCGGCCGUCGACAUCCUGCACGAGAUUUCCACCAUCCUGAAUUGCCACCUGGACCGCAGGACACUUUCCGUCUGCGUAUCCAUGAUUGAAAACGGCGUCAGCCCGGAGGCCCUCGCCGCCGUCGUCAAGGAGCUCCGGAAACAGGGCCAGGAGGCUACCGCCGCCCAGAUCGCCGCCUCGGCUGCGGCUCGCAGGAAAUAGAGUUCUAUCCUUCAUGUUCUCUCUUCCUCGCCUCGACCUUUUUUUUUCUUGGCAUGUUUUGUAAGAUCCAGAAUGACGGUCUCGCUAUGCUUCGAUGCCAAGCUGUCUUCAAAGGACCAUAAUACAGAUAGAUAUGCUUGAUAAUGCAUGUAUAACCACACAAACCAUAAGUCGAAAGACUACCAGUGCGA